UUCGUCAUUCAUACAAAGUCAAUACUUCGAACUUUCCUUUGCUGUCAUAGAAAAAAAAUUAUAAUAAAUUAUUGACAAAACAAGUUAAACAACAAAAAAGAAAGCAAACCUAAAGUGAUUUUUCGGCGAAGCUAAACAAAUUAUUUCGUAUUGAGUUCUUUAUUUUGUAAUUGUAAAAAAUAACAAAAGAAAUUUGUAUUUUUUCCUCGUCUUAAAAACGUCAUUCAUUCAUUCAUUGUUCAUGCUGUGUCAUCAGUAAAGAAAAAAAUAUUGCUGUAAAAUUCGAAAAGUCGGAUAAAGAAAUUAGAAAAAAGAGAUUUUACAAAGAAAGCUGAAAUUUCGCCGUAAUUGUGGUGUUGAGUUACUGAUUAAUAACUUUGCGUGGGUUCGCCAUAUUUUUAAGUGUGAAAUACGUAUUCAAACAACAUAUUGUUAAGACCUGAGACUGCUGCCGCUGCUGCACCACACACAUUAAGUAUCUGUUCAUUUUCAUCAUUCCCAAAUUGUGAAGAUUUGUUGAGUGUUUGUAGUCCACUGCCGCCCUACCUCCCAAUUCCAGCCAGCCAGCUAGUUAGUCAGUUGAUCGAUCGUUCCAGCAUUGCAAAACACACAGCUGCUCAGGAGAAGAACAGCUUGUAAGUGACACCGCUAUACUAAUUUCUCACUCACCUCCCCAGUGCGUGUGUGUUUGGACGAUUGUCUCGUUACGUCGUUUACCGUCAUCAUCAUCAUUAUCGUUUGAAUGGUCGCUCGUCCAUUACUGUAUUCUUGCUCUUCUUAUUUUAUUUUGUUUUCUUCUUUUGCUGUUGCACAUUCCCCGUUGGAUUUGGUUGAUUGGGUUCAUCAGUCGGCCAGAAACAUUACAAAGUAAAAUAAAACUCCCGACCGACGAAAGUUCCACAAUCGAGUGUAACGCCCGUAUUUUUUUAGUUUUGUUUUCAUUAUAAUUUGUUGCCGUUUCUUGUUUGCUGCAUACAGCUUGCUUUUGGAGCACACUAAACAAACGCCAAUCAAUUACAGUUUAAAGCAACUUUUCUUAAAAGACAAAGAAAACAAAUAGUUUAAAAACAACCAAAGCUUUUCUCACACGAACAGCCUUUUUAAACAGAAACUAACAAAGGCUUAAAAAUGAGAAAACAUAAGGACGAUAUGCAAGUCAAUGUGGCAGGUCUAAGACGCAAUAUCAAAAAUUUAGCCCAUAAUUAUUCAGAUGCCCAGGUUAAAGUGCGCGAGGCCACAUCGAAUGACCCAUGGGGUCCUUCGGCCACCAUUAUGGCUGAGCUAGCCGAAUUAACAAACAAUGUGGUGGCAUUUUCGGAAAUCAUGCAAAUGAUCUGGAAACGUCUCAAUGACCAUGGCAAAAAUUGGCGUCAUGUCUACAAAGCUUUAAUUCUCUUGGAGUAUCUCAUCAAAACCGGCAAUGAGAAGGUAGCCCAACAAUGCAAAGAGAACAUUUUUGCCAUACAGACUUUACGGGAGUUUGUUUACCAUGAGGAGGGCAAAGACCAAGGCAAUCAUGUUCGUGAAAAAGCCAAACAAUUGGUUAAUCUCCUCAAAGAUGAUGAACGUCUAAAGAAUGAACGUAUUAAGGCGCUUAAGGCCAAGGAACGCUUUGCCCAAUAUCCCAGUGGAUUUGGUAGUGAUGGUUAUAUUGAUGGUCCUGUUGCACGUGAUAUGCCACCUGGUUGGCAAGAGGAGCCAACUAAACCCACCUCAGAAUUGGAAAUGGUACGUCCUCAAACUGCUGGCGAGGAAGAGUUGCAACUACAACUGGCCAUGGCCAUGUCACGCGAAGAAGCUGAGCAGGAGGAAGCAAAACGCCGCAGUGAUGAUGUCCGCCUGCAACUGGCUUUGAGUCAAAGUGAACAGGAUUUCAAAAAUGAAUUACAUUCUAGGCAAAACAAUCAACAUCCCCAGCUACAGCAACAACAACCUAAAAAACAAGAAGAACCUCAAUCACAUUUGCUGGAUCUUUUGGAUAUACAAUUGGGAGCUACUAGUAUUUCAAGUCCACCAUUGGGUUUAGCCGCUGGCGGUUUAACUACAACAACGGAUCCUUGGAUUACGCCGGCAAGGGCAGCCAGUCAAAUGUCCGAUCCCUGGACUGGCACAGCUUCGCCGCCAGUUGAUCCAUGGCAGCCAGCAUCUACAUCACGUUCCACACCUUUAAGUGCCGCUCAUAUGGGAGCUGUUGGUGGCAUAGGUGCAACUCUAGCCAUGAAUAGUAAUGGCACAAAUGGUGCCGAGGCAUGGGGAAUGCGAACACAAUCACCAUCUGUGACAUCGGGUUCGUCGACCGAAGGAUGGCUACAAACAAAUGGCAAUAGUCAUGCAGUUGCUGCAGCUGCCUCGGUCGAUCCCUGGCUUUCAUCGAAACCAACCGCAGCGGCAAAUGUUGCAUCAGUAGAUGCUUGGCUAACGGAGAGUAAUAAACCAACAGUGUCUGCAACACCACCCAAGACAUUGGUGAGCGAUGAUCCUUGGGCUCCUAAAACGAAUGAUGGCAGUGCUGAUCCUUGGAAGAGUAUAGAAAAUCCAACAGUUAAGCCAUCCCCUGAUUUAGAUGAAUUCGAUAUAAUUACACAUCGCAAUAAAACAAUGGCCGAUGAUCUUUUGACUGCAACGAAUUCACAAUCCAAUGCCAGCAAUAAUAAUGCUAAUCUCCUUGAUGAUUUGGAUCCUUUGUCUACAAAAAAUACAUCAACAGUUAAUGCAUCGACAGGAGCUACAUCGAAGAGACCUCUAAAAGAUCCCCAAUCAUUUUUGGGUGAAAAUUCAAGUUUGGUCAAUUUAGAUAAUUUAAUAAAGCCUGCAGUACCACAGAAUACCACAAAUGCCGCAGCUUAUAAUCCAUUUAGUGAUACUGUUAUACCACCAAAAACAAAUUUGUUCCAACAACAACAACCAGCAGUGCCGUCCAUAAAUCAGCUGAAACAACAAUCGUUCCAAAUGACUAUGCAACAAGAUCCAUGGGCACCAGCAAGUAAUAAUAUUACAGCGUCACAGUUCAAAACUGAUACUUUUAAUGACAAUACAAUUUUUACUAAUAGUUCAAAAUCGAAUGUGAACACAAACCAUUUCAAUUAUAACACUAACAGUAACGUCUUCAACAGCAUUCAUCCCAGUACAAUGAAAAAUUCGAAAAGUGAUUAUGAUGCCUUUAAGGUUGAUGCAAAUUCCAAUCAAAAUAUUGACAACUUUUUCAAUAGUUCCAUUAAUGAUUUGCGCAAUAUCACAUUAGGCAAUGACUCCUUUAUGGAUUCUUUGGAUUUGUUUAAGAAUUCCAAUAACACUUCAACUCACUUGUCGUAUCCUUCUCUAUAUCCGCAUGUUGAAAUAAUUAAUAUCAAUGACUUUUAUUCAUCGUUGAAGUCGUCACCUCCAUCAUCUCCCUCGCCAGCUUCCCCUGUGCCCCAUUCAUUUGCAUCAUAUUCUGUUCCUGCUGCUGCAGCACCCUUUUCAAUACAACCUGAUGUUUUAAAUGCCAACAAUCAAACUCAUUACAACCAAAACCAAAACAACAACAACAACUAUCAAUUCGGCAACAACAACUCCUAUUCAUACAACACGCCUUUAGGAUCUAAUUCGUUUGUUGGAACUUUAAAUCAAAACCCAAUAUCGGCAACAAUGCCACCACCACCAACAACAUCGUCGUCCACAUUCACCUCGAAUUAUAGUAAAAUUUUAUCAGCCACGUUGGCUUCUACACCUGGAGUUACCAUAACGCCUUUGAAUCUACAGCAACAGUCCAAUGCUGGCUCUAAUCUCUUUGGUUAUGGUUUCGAUGAUACCACUAAUGAUUUUAAUAGUUCCCAGUGUAAAUUGGAACCAUCAAUGGAAGCUUGGACGCUUAAAUAAAAAAUGGAAUAACAACAAUAUGCCUUGGCUAAAACCGGAAGCAGCAGCAUCGAAUCCAUUUUUGUCAUAAAUUCUAAGGAAGCCGAUACAACGUGAAGAUGGAAGCCGUGUUUUUUAUUACAUACGACAGGAUUUUUAUAUUUUUAACAUGGGGUGAAACAAAAGCAAAAAAAACUAAAUUUAAACGAAAUUUUUUAGAAGAUUCACUUUCAUACACCUACCUUACAUACAUAAACAUACACCAACACACACACACACACCUAAACAAAACACGCGUAAAUGCCUAUAUAAAUAAAUCAACAAAAUCAAAUUCAAUAAUAAUUAAAAAUACUAAUAUUUUUUAUGUAAAUGUAGCCUAGAAUGGAUGCAGAAAAAAACUAAUCGAUAGAACGCAAGGAAAGAAAAAUUGAGAAGAAAAAAAAAAAACAUAAAAAAACAAACAAAGAACAACAUAAAGAUAAAUUAUUAUUUUUUUAUUCGAUAAGUAUUAUAAUUGUAAUAAAUUAAAAAGAAAGCAAACAAACGAUACAAAGAAAAGCUUAAUUCAUUAAGUCGAAAACAAUAAAAAAAAGAAACAUACAUAUGUACAUAUGUGUGGUGUAUUUAAUUAA
This is a messenger RNA of Musca domestica (house fly), 4469 nucleotides long. It is a transcript of the gene lqf, whose product is annotated as epsin-2. Gene Ontology annotation, biological process: endocytosis. Gene Ontology annotation, cellular component: clathrin vesicle coat; plasma membrane; endosome. Gene Ontology annotation, molecular function: clathrin binding; phospholipid binding. Lineage: Eukaryota; Metazoa; Arthropoda; Insecta; Diptera; Muscidae. The transcript is spliced from 11 exons. Bases 1129 to 3858 code for a protein of 909 amino acids. The record is from RefSeq and is a predicted model, not a curated record.